AUGGCGUCCAACCCCCCAUCAAACUGUUGCUUUACCGGCUUCAAACAUGAAGGAACUGCCACUGGAGAAAUGAUAUCCAUUGGAAACAUUUCUACAUACAUUGCACGUCCGAAGGGGGAUGACACGCCCCAAAAGGCUGUUUUAAUCCUGAGCGAUGUUUUCGGCAUUUUCACCAACAGUCAGCUUAUCGCUGACGAUUUCGCCGCCAAUGGUUAUCUCGCAGUGCUCCCGGAUCUAUUUGCAGGUGAUAAGAUGGAUAUCAGUGACUUUGAAGCCGGUCGAAUCAAUAUUCCUGAGUGGCUUUCCCGGAAUGGCCCCGAUGCCAUUGAUCCCAGAGUGGAAUCGGUUCUGCGUUAUCUGAGAGAAAGCUUGAGUGUCAAGAAGAUUGCAUGCGCCGGAUACUGUUUUGGUGGCAAGUAUCUUGCUCGCUUUUUGAAACAAGGCAAGAUUGAUAUCGGGUAUACUGCUCAUCCUUCCUUCAUCACGGAUGAGGAGCUUGCCGCAAUUGAGAAUCCUCUCUCCAUUUCCGCCGCGGAAACCGAUCAGAUCUUCACCCGUGAGUUGCGGCAUAAGUCAGAGGAGAUUCUCUCCGAGACAGGCCAGCACUACCAGUUGAAUCUUUUUAGCGGCGUUGAGCACGGGUUUGCAAUCCGUAGCGAUCUCACAAAGCCUAAGAAUAAGUUUGGAAAGGAGCAGGCUUUCCUGCAGGCUAUUGCUUGGUUUAACUUUGAGUUGAGUGUCUACGCAUAA
Penicillium cataractarum is the source of this 750-nucleotide messenger RNA. RefSeq lists its product as uncharacterized. The transcript is spliced from 4 exons. Gene Ontology annotation, molecular function: hydrolase activity. Lineage: Eukaryota; Fungi; Ascomycota; Eurotiomycetes; Eurotiales; Aspergillaceae. The coding region runs from base 1 to 750 and encodes 249 amino acids. The record is from RefSeq and is a predicted model, not a curated record.